Molecule: messenger RNA, 1995 nt
Organism: Myxozyma melibiosi
Lineage: Eukaryota; Fungi; Ascomycota; Lipomycetes; Lipomycetales; Lipomycetaceae
Exons: 3
Coding region: 1-1995 (664 amino acids)
Biological process (GO): nuclear mRNA surveillance of mRNA 3'-end processing; TRAMP-dependent tRNA surveillance pathway; nuclear polyadenylation-dependent snoRNA catabolic process
Cellular component (GO): TRAMP complex
Molecular function (GO): RNA binding; zinc ion binding
Source: RefSeq, a predicted model, not a curated record
AUGAUAGGCGAAGUUGAAAACUCGCCGCCAAGUACUCCCGGUACACCCAGCAUACCCGACGACUCCUUCAUAUCCCUCAGCGAUGCGCCGUCUUCACCACUAACCCCCUCCGCGCCUUUGACGACCGCAGCGCAGUCCUCGUCCUCGACCGCCAGCAACCUCUUUCGCAAAAUCAUCCGCCGCGAAGCCGCGUCUACUACUGACUCUGACGCCGGCGAACCGCAGCGGAAGCGCCAGCGGAUAGACCCCACAUCAGCAGCAGCGGCAGAAGAGGAGCAAGAUAGCAGGUACGCUGCGACGUCGUCGAAAGAAGCGAAAGCCGAGCGCGUGGCGGCGGCGAAAGCACAGCGCCGAAAAGAUAAAAAGGAAAAGAAGCAGCGGCAGCGUUUACUGCGACGACAGCGCAAGGCGCUGCAGAAGGCGGCGAAGACAGGGCAGGGUGAUGGCGAUGGGGAUGACGAUGUCGAGAUGAGCGAACAGUCGCAGUCGCAGUCGCAGACGCCGGCUGGGUCUUCGGAUGGGUCGAGGGAGAGCUCGCCGGUUGAGAUUGUAAAGUACGGUGGUACUGAUAAUGAGGUUAUAGAGAUUGACGAUAAAUCGUCGCCGAUCGAGAUCCCGGAUGAUGAUGAGGAGGAGGAGGGGCAAAUCACAGACGCAGAGGAUGAUGAAGUUGUGUCUGCUCCCGGAGACCAGUUACCGAAAGGAUCAACCCGCCCGCCGCGGUAUCUCAAGCUCGGCGUUGUGGACGGCGCAAUCACGGUGAUAGACAACCCGUUCAGCGACGAGGAAGUCGAGGAAGAGAAAGAGGAGUCUGAGAGCGAAGACGAGGCGGAUGCGAGCAAACCCGUCGAGCGCGCCGACCUGCUCGUGAAGCCCGCUUCUAAAAAGCGCAAGCGCGAGCUAGCUGCCGCAGCGGCAGCCGCCGCGGACGAGGAAGCGAGGAAGAAAGCGGUCGAGUCGAGCGCGGCGGAGCUGGUUGACCAGCGCGGCGAAGGGCGGUACUUUGGGUUCAUGGACGAUAUGGCGGGGCGGAUGGAGGUUGUGUGUCUGAACUGCCAUCAGCCGGGGCAUAUGGCAGCCGGGUGCGAGGUUGUUGUCUGCCAGACGUGCGGAGAGAUGGGCGAUCAUUUGACGAGGAAUUGUCCAAAGACGAGGCGGUGCUCGAAUUGUAAUAAGUUGGGGCACUUGUCUGCGCAGUGUAAGGAGCCUCGACGACAGAUUUACUGUAAUCGGUGUCGAUCCGACCUUCAUGUUCCGGAGACCUGUCCAAGUAUAUGGCGACACUACAAGUACGCGCCCACGAGCACAGCAAAACCGGUAGCAUCGAUAUUCUGCUACAACUGUGCCGCGAAAGGACAUUACGGAGACGAUUGCCCGGAGCAGCGGCCGCCGAUGCAGGCGUUUGGCGAGGGCUCUGUGUUUUCGAUGCGGGAGUUGCCGACGGGGUAUAAGCUUACCGGGGAGUUGGCUGAGGUUGUGGAUAGCAAGCGCAGCAGCAGCAGCAAUAACAACAGCAACAGCAGUAGAAACCGCGGAGGGGGAGGGAGUGUGCGGGAUAGUUACCGACCCAGCAGUGGUGGAUCGAACUACAACGGCGGAUCAAAUUACAACAACAACAACAACAACAACAACAACAGCGACAGAAGCCACAACCGAUUCAGCCGCCCCCCUCCGCCGCCAUCAUUCUCGUCGCCGCGCGAUAGCUAUCGACCAAGCUACGCGACAAGCAACCAUAGCUCUGAUCGCAACAGCAACAACAGCAGUCGGAACGCAAGCUAUAACGACGGCGAUAGGGAUGAUUGGUUUGCGCGGCGGCAGCAGAAGGCGCACGGGGGACGACCGCCGGCGACGCCGAGUCGUGUGGGUGGUGGGGAUGGGAGGGCGCCGGUUGUAGCGGGGGCGGUGAAUUUGCCGUCGUCGUCGUCGUCGAAGGGGAAGAAGUUUAAGAGGAAGUUCAAUGCCGGGAAGGAGGCGUUUAAGAAGUUGUUGAAGUGA